GGGACGCAUAAUAUGUGGGUCUUAACAUUUGUAUUGGCAAUAGAAAUUGUUGGACUUCUUCAUGGUGUAAGACAAAACGUUGCUCUUAAUAAAGAGAGUAGACAGAGCACAACAUACCAUGAUAGAAACUUAACAGGGAUAGCCGCUCUUGCUAAUGAUGGUGACACAUAUCAACAUUAUGAAAUUACCAAUGUGAAAGUAUUUUGCAGCCAUACUUUGGUAAAUCAACAGGAACAGUGGUGGGCAGUUGAUCUUGGUCAGACGUAUAACAUCAACAGUGUGACCAUCUAUAACAGAAUAGACCAUAAACCUGAGCGUUUGGCCAAUAUCUAUAUACUUGUCUACAAUCCAAUGGUUCACACAUGACAAUCUUACGAUCAGGAACAAAGCCAACUCUGUUUUUAUCACAAUGGUCAGGUUCCAAGGAUUUUUAGUUCGUCCUGUAAUACAAAGGUUCAAGGACGAUUUGUGGAGAUUUACAUGGAUGCAUCUCCCGGCUCCUGCUUAACUUUGUGUGAAGUAGAAAUUUACACUGAAAAGAAUAUUAAUGAAGGAUCAUUCUGUAAACAACUCAACAAAAUACCCGUUGUAGCCCUCGACCGGAAGUUGGAAAAUAUACCCGUUUAUAUAUGUGCUAUCGUCUGUAGGAAGACAGGAGAAUGUAUUGGGUUCAGUAUAGAGGACGAUAACACAUGUUCCCUAAUCAAAACGAGUAAAUAUGUGGAUACUAGUAAUGACGAGUACUAUGAAAGAUGUUGAUCAACGAUUUGUUCUUUGUGCGACGAAUCAGCAGUUUUAAAUUUAAAUUCAUGGACUGCAGAUAACAGAUUCAAUAUUUUUUUUAAUGAAAAAACCUUAAUAUGUAUU
Molecule: messenger RNA, 867 nt
Organism: Mytilus trossulus (common blue mussel)
Lineage: Eukaryota; Metazoa; Mollusca; Bivalvia; Mytilida; Mytilidae
Exons: 4
Coding region: 13-366 (117 amino acids)
Source: RefSeq, a predicted model, not a curated record